This is a messenger RNA of Laetiporus sulphureus 93-53, 294 nucleotides long. RefSeq lists its product as uncharacterized. The transcript has 2 exons. NCBI's taxonomy places the organism in Eukaryota, Fungi, Basidiomycota, Agaricomycetes, Polyporales, Laetiporaceae. The record is from RefSeq and is a predicted model, not a curated record. Bases 1 to 294 code for a protein of 97 amino acids.
AUGGAUUGGGCACACUCAGGCUCCAAUCUCAAGUCUCUCGCUGAAAUCAAACGCCUUGUCGACGAUGAGUGGAAACAUCUUGAUAACCUUGAUGACGCCGAAGCAAGCAGGCCAUUCUUGGAUGCUGAUGGCUGGCGUGAGGAGACUGUUGAGAUACCUUUGCCGAAGGAACAGACACAGUUUGACUCUGAAGAGCAAUGCCCUCAUUUCAAGGUAUCUGGCAUAUAUCUGCGCAAUCUUCUACAAAUCAUCAAGACGACGUGUGAAGAUCCAGAAGCUAAAUCGCACAACUGA